CUUCGCGCCCUACGGCAACUGAAUGAAACCAAUAGAGAAAAGGCGCGAAAGGGUUCGGCUGCCUUGGAGCCUUGGACUGUGGCCGUCAUUCGAAGAAGAUGGAAAAAAUCGACGAAAUGGAACCCGAAUUUCCGGCAUUUCCUUACAAGCCUUACUCGAUUCAGUUUGAUUUCAUGAAGGCGCUGUAUAAAUCUCUUAACAAAGGCGGAAUCUCCAUGCUUGAAAGCCCCACUGGUACGGGAAAAACUCUAAGCAUCAUAUGUGGCGCUUUGCAAUGGGUGGCUGACCAAAGGAAGAAACAGAAUAGUGAGAUACAAGAUGGGCCCGACAAGACCAGCACAAAUCAAAAACAGUUUAAUUCAGAUGACGAGCCUGAUUGGAUGAGGAAGUUUGUUGUAAGUCAAGACCAUUACAAUCAGGAGAAGAAGAGUAAAAUAAAAGAAUUUGGUGUGGGAUUAGGAAGACAUAAGAAAGAAGGUCCCAAGGAUAAUCAUCAGAACUUGUUUUCACAAGAGGAGGAAGACCAUUUGGUUAUGAGGGAAAAAAAGAAUAUGCAGACUCCAAAUGAUGGUCUGGAGAUGGAUGAUCAAGAGUUUUUGGUGGAGGAUUGUGGAAGUGAAGAUGAAGUGGCUCUUAGUAGUGGGAAGUCAAAGAGGAAGGUCAAUGGGGUUUCAAACAGUUCAUCUAGUGAUGACGAAGAGGAGCAAGAGGAAUUUAAUGAAGAGAAGUUGAAAGUUUACUUUUGUAGUCGAACACACUCACAGCUAUCACAAUUUAUAAAGGAGUUAAGGAAGACUGUCUUUGCAAGUGAGUUGAAUGUCAUUUGCCUGGGUUCUAGGAAAAUCUUUUGUAUUAAUGAAGAGGUGCUCAAACUUGGUAAUGCAAGUCACAUAAAUGAGCGAUGCUUGGAGCUUCAAAAGAAAAAGACUACUGAGACAUCCAAAGCCAAGAAGUUAGGUGGUGCAGGAAAAAUGUGCCGGACCAAGGCUUCUUCUGGGUGUCCAAUGCUUAGAAACCCAAAACUGCAAAAGAAUUUUAGGAGUCAGAUAUCUCAAAGAGGAGCCUUAGACAUUGAAGAUCUUGUUCACCUUGGAAGAAAGGUGGGAACGUGUCCUUAUUAUGGCUCCCGAAGUUUGGUCCAGGGUGCUGAUCUUAUUGUCCUACCUUAUCAGUCUCUUCUAUCAAAAUCAUCCCGUGAAUCUCUUGGCCUUGUUUUGAAGAACAGUAUUGUAAUCAUUGAUGAGGCGCACAAUUUAGCUGAUUCUCUCAUCAGCAUGCAUGAUUCGAAGAUCACUUAUUUGCAGCUGGAGAAUGUGCAUCACCACAUGGAGAGGUAUUUUGAAAGAUUUUGCAGUCUUUUGGGACCAGGGAAUCGGAGAUAUAUUCAAACUCUAAUUAUAGUUACUCAGGCUCUCCUUAAACUCUUACACAAUGAGGAAGCGUCUUAUGUGGAACCUUGUCAAAGUAAUAGUACUGGAAAAAAUGGUACUUUGGACUAUUCAAUGGCUAUAAAUGAUUUUCUCUUCUCUCUCAACAUAGAUAAUAUCAACUUUGUAAAACUGCUACAGUAUAUUAAGGAAAGCAACAUCAUGCACAAGGUUAGUGGAUAUGGAGAGAGAAUUAUUAGUCCAAGAAAUGACUUGGGAAUGAAAACUUCUGGAGAAUGUUACGAGAAGGAAAGUACCCUCUCAAGCUUUAGGGCAUUAGCUGACAUGCUGCUAUCCCUUAUUAACUUUGAUGGAGAUGGAAAAGUGAUCAUCUCUAAGAACCGACCAACAAGCUUAGGGGAGCGUGGAGGAUAUAUAAAAUUUGUUAUGCUUACAGGGGACAAGAUAUUUUCUGAGGUUGUAGAUCAAGCACAUGCUGUUGUUCUCGCUGGGGGAACUUUACAACCUAUAGAAGAAACAAGAGAGCGACUCUUUCCAUGGUUACCCUCUUCUCAGUUGAAUUUUUUUUCGUGUAGUCACAUUGUUCCUCCAGAAAGUAUUUUGCCAAUGGCUGUUUCCUCCGGUCCUUCGGGUCAGCCUUUUGAUUUUAGCUACAACAGCAGAAGCUCAUCUGCUAUCAUAAAGGAGCUUGGGCUUUUGCUUUGUAAUUUAGUAACUGUGAUUCCAGAAGGAAUUGUUGUGUUCUUUUCUUCGUUUGAUUAUGAAGAACAAGUAUAUGGUUUAUGGAAAACUUCAGGCAUCCUUGACAGGAUAAUGAAGAAAAAAUGUAUAUUUAGAGAGCCUAGAAAAAAUUCUGAUGUGGAAUCUGUUCUUAAGGAAUACAAGGAAAACAUCGAGGCAUUGUCCAAGAAGGAUCCAAAACAAAAUAUUUCGUCUACUAGUGGUGCGGUGCUAUUUGCUGUUGUUGGGGGGAAAAUAUCGGAAGGCAUCAACUUAAGUGAUGGGAUGGGUAGGUGUAUUGUCAUGGUUGGCCUGCCCUACCCUAGUCCAUCUGACAUUGAGUUGAUGGAGAGGGUGAAGCAUAUUGAAAAUCUGGGGAAUUCAAAUUCUGUAAAGAGUUCGAAGUUUUAUAAUGAGGUUCCUAGUGGAGAUGUUGAAACUGGUUUGGAGAUCUUGAGAAGUUGCAAAAGAGGAAAAGAAUAUUACGAGAAUCUUUGCAUGAAAGCCGUGAAUCAGUCAAUUGGUAGAGCGAUUCGACAUAUCAAUGAUUAUGCAGCAAUUUUAUUGGUUGACGUUCGGUAUGCAUCUAAUUCUUCAAAAAGAAGCUUUUCGCAUCCAGCUGACAAGCUUCCAAAGUGGAUUAAGGACUGUCUUAUUGCUUCAACUGAGAAUUAUGGUGAAGUCCAUCGAAGGUUGCAUCAGUUUUUUAAAGUUAACAGAAAGAUGGGACAAUGAAUCAAUAAUACAAAUUUAUGUUAAAUCUGUCUUUACUAUUGGGGGCAGAUACAUAUUGCCCUCCUUACUUUGAGAAAGGCACAACACAGACCCUUUCUUCACCGUUAUUUUCUUUGAGCGAUAAUUUCGAUUAUGGCAGUCGGUCCCAGUAGGAAAGUUUAAAUGAGUUGUAACCGAGAUUUGCGAUUGAAUUGUGGGAUCUGUGAAAUAAGCCAACUUAUACAUGUAUAUAUUGGUAUCUUUCUUUUAUGA
This is a messenger RNA of Benincasa hispida (wax gourd), 3095 nucleotides long. RefSeq names its product RAD3-like DNA-binding helicase protein. Gene Ontology annotation, cellular component: nucleus. Gene Ontology annotation, molecular function: hydrolase activity, acting on acid anhydrides, in phosphorus-containing anhydrides; DNA helicase activity; ATP binding. The record is from RefSeq and is a predicted model, not a curated record. Gene Ontology annotation, biological process: establishment of sister chromatid cohesion; nucleobase-containing compound metabolic process. NCBI's taxonomy places the organism in Eukaryota, Viridiplantae, Streptophyta, Magnoliopsida, Cucurbitales, Cucurbitaceae.